Papaver somniferum (opium poppy) is the source of this 1341-nucleotide messenger RNA. RefSeq lists its product as uncharacterized. The record is from RefSeq and is a predicted model, not a curated record. The transcript has 2 exons. NCBI's taxonomy places the organism in Eukaryota, Viridiplantae, Streptophyta, Magnoliopsida, Ranunculales, Papaveraceae. Bases 176 to 1102 code for a protein of 308 amino acids.
CAAUGAGUUGUAAAUUACCAAAACACCCCGUUUCAAUUCUCAACGUUACCCUGCUGGCCUGCUCCUCUCAGAGACAUAUUCAAGAAUUUCCCCAUCAAAAACUUGAAAGCUUUUCCAUUUCCCUUUCUCUGCUGCAUCCUAGUAGAAGAAGACGGCAAUUCGCAGAGAUUAGGCAAUGGCAUCGCUAUCUUCUCCGCCACCACAUAUGGUGUCAACUCAUGUCCAUGGCCUCACCUUUCCCCAUAUGCGCCUGAAACAUUUUCCUAUUCUUAGCAACAAAAUGUCCUCUUGGGAGCCAUCUCCCUUCCCAUUUUCCCCCAAGGACGAUGAAGGUAGGAACUUCCUGAAGGAACCUGAUAACAUUUUUGAAUCUAUGGAUGUGAAAGAUAUGCUAAAAUCAUCGCUUUCUGAUGAUGAAGAUGUUGUAGAGGAGAAAUCCCAACCAUCUGUGCAACUUCAACCUCUUAAAUGGCCGAUGUGGCUUUUAGGGCCUUCGGUUGUUCUCGUUACAGGAAUGAUACCCACUUUAUGGUUACCGUUAUCCUCUGUAUUUCUUGGUGCAAAUACCGCCAGCUUACUGUCCUUGAUAGGGCUUGACAGUAUUUUCAAUACUGGUGCAAUCCUAUUUCUCCUCAUGGCGGAUGCAUGUGCUCGAGCAAAAAACCCUACACAGAUGUUCAAUAGCCAGGCUCCUCUCAGUUACAAGUUCUGGAACGUACUUGCGAGCAUAGUCGGGUUUCUGAUACCUCUUUUGAUGUAUUUUGCUUCUCACAAAGGCUUAAUUCAACCACAACUAUCUUUCAUAUCGUUCUCUGUUCUACUUGGACCCUAUCUUCUUCUUUUAUCUAUACAAACGCUGACAGAAAUGCUGACCUGGCAUUGGAAAUCGUCCGUGUGGUUAGUGACCCCAAUUGUUUAUGAAGCAUAUCGAGUUCUGCAGUUGAUGAGGGGUUUAAGGUUGGGUGUGGAUAUUGGUGCACCAACUUGGAUUAUGGCGAGUAUGAAAGGGUUGGUUUCUUGGUGGAUACUGAUACUUUGUAUGCAGCUUAUGAGGGUAGCCUGGUUUGCUGGAUUUGCAGACCAAGCUCGACAACAAACUUGAAAUUAGAAUGAAAAUGUUUUUCUUCUAUUACUGUAGGUGUAAAAGGAUCUUGCCGUAAAAUUGAAUAAAUUGUGAAAUCGUAUAAGCUUGCAUGGGUGUAUGAGUUAUAUUCUUCUGUGUCGCCAAAAGGAUUUACUGUUACUGUAUAGUCAUCUGAUUUCCAUCAGUUUGAUAGCCUCUAAUUAAUUUCUUGUAAAUGAACAAGAAUUCUGUUCCUGCUGUGGGAGUAAAUUUGUUGA